UCCACUCUCUUCCGUGAAAACAUGUUGAGUGCUGCCACAGUGUCAGACCACUCCCUCCGUGUCUGUGAAGGGAAGAACAGUCCGGUCCUCUGACUAGUUCAGAGUUUUUCGUGGACUAUGUCCGCGGAUGAGAAUGGCGGAGUCCAGCGCGCUUGAGGAGCUGCAGUCGGAGCUGACCUGCCCGGUGUGUCUGGAGCUGUUCCGGGAGCCGGUGAUCCUGGAGUGCGGACAUCACUUCUGCCAGGUGUGCAUCAUCCAGUGCUGGGAAGCCAAAGCGGACGAGCUGUCCAACUGCCCCAAGUGUAGGAAGUCCUGCUCCCGUAAACUCAGACCCAACUCUCUGCUGUGUAACGUCGUGGACAGCGUGCGCAGAGCUCGCGCCAUGGACACGGCCGCGGGCGUCACGGCGUGGGACCCGGAAGGUGCGUUCGAGGAACCGGAGGAGCGCGAGCCCGGGUCCAGUAUGAGCAGCGUGGCCUCGUCCAUCGGACACUGGCCUCGGUUGUGUAUGGACAUGUGUGAGGAGCAUGAGGAGAAGCUGAAGCUGUACUGUGAGGACGACCAGCUGCCCAUCUGCCUGGUGUGUGGCAUGUCCAGGGACCACAAGACCCACAAUGUCAUCCCCAUCAACGAGGCCUUUGAGAACUACAAGGAUAAGCUGUCUGUUGCUCUACAGAGGGUUCAGUUCCAGGCAGAAGAAGCCGCGCUUUUCCAAAGGCAAACAAAUGAAAAGAUUCUUCUCAUUAAGGAGCGAGCAGGAGAUCUAGAGGAGCAGGUCACUGCAGAGCUGGGCCGUCUGAGGGAGUUCCUUCUUCAGGAGGAGCAGCGCAUAAAGGAACAAUUGCAGAGGCAGAAAGAGGAGAAACUGAAUCAGCUGGAGGAGGCUUUAACUAAAGCUACAGAGCAAAUCAGCCAGCUGGAAAAAACAGCUGAUGAGCUGUGUGCAAAACUGAGAGAGGAAGAUAACCCUGAACAUCUCAAGGGAAUCAAAGAUUUCAUUGGAGGGGCUGAGAGCCUGUUUGAGUGCCCCCCAGAGGUGGGUGUGGAUCUGGAGUCAGGAGAGUUCCUGGGCCCUCUGCAGUACAGGACAUGGAGGAAAAUGUGCUCUGUUUUUCAGCCAGCCAUCACAGCGGUGACCCUCAACCCUGACACCGCCUACCCCUGCCUGUGGGUUUCUCCAUGUCACACCAGUGUCCAGGUGGGCAAAAUCCAGCCCAACUUACCCAACAAUCCUGAGCGCUUCACCCGCUACAACAUCGUGCUUGGCUCCGAAGCGUUCUCCUCAGGCCGACAUUACUGGGAGGUGGAGGUGGGCUCCAAAACAGCGUGGGGUCUGGGUGUGGCCUCGGCAUCUGUCAACAGGAAGGAGGAGAUCAGCCUCUGCCCUGAUGAUGGUUUCUGGACCCUGGUGCUGAGGGAUGACGGUAAUGGUGCGAGUGAAUAUGAGGCAUGCACCGACUCAGAGGAUAGCUUGUUGUAUCCAUCCAAACCCCCCAAGAGGGUCGGGGUCUAUUUGGACUACGGGCGUGGUGAAGUGGCGUUUUAUGAUGCAGGAGACAUGAGCCACCUCUUCACCUUCUAUGAUGCAAAAUUCAAGGAGCCAGUUUUCCCGUACUUCAACCCGUGGCCGAUAAUCAAUGGACAAAACCGAGAGCCCCUCACCAUAGUAACACCACACUGGGGAUAGACUUAAAUUACAUAACGGACGCUCAAGAAACAGCAAAAAAGAGAUUCAAUCUAUGCAACUGUUGAGCUGAAUUCAGAUGGACUGAUUUCAUGAACAAUAUUUACAUUUUGUGCUGACUAUAAUAAUGGGUUAACCAUUUGAUGUUAAUACAAAGAUAAAACUACUAUGGAUACUGACACCUGAUGAUCUUUAUAUUGAUUCUAAGUUCAUUUCAGGGUAACCCAAGUAUAACACUUAAGAACUGCUAAUAUCCUGUUGAAUUUGCUGCAGUGUCUUACUGUGUGUUCAUAACAACAUAGUACAUCUUCUGUUACAUAUAUAUAGUAUAUACUCUUCAAAUUAAUGAAAUAUUUUUGUACAGUAAAUUACAUUUUAUUGAUUAAAUCUCACCCAUAUAUAGCUGGGAUUGGCUCCAGCGGCCCCAUGACCCUAGUGAGGAUAAAGCAGGUUCAGAAAAUGAAUGAAUGAGUAAAUUCCACACUUCUGUAAACUUCUAGUCAGGGUAGUUCCAUUAAUCUCCACCAGAUGGCGCAGGCACCUUACUAAAAUGCAACUUAAUUAUGUCGUCAUCGCCAGUCCAUUCUCAGCUUUUUUCUAAAGAGGUUCGUCAGAUGUGAUGCAGAACACUUUUCCACCUUUUACCUAACAAACACUCCUGUGCAAACUUGUCAAACCUGCAUGCAAUGUUCAUCAAGUUUCAUAUACUACACCUGAAAAUAAUUUUGUUAAAUGUGAUUUAUCUAAUGUUUGUUUUUCAGAUGCCCAUGUACUCUUGUAUUACAGCAUUAGCUCUUCCAGAAGGGCUUAUUGUCAACAAAACUGCAACAGAAUUUACAUUGAUAAACAUCUUUAACGUUCAUAUAAGACUCAUGUAUGUAGCACCCACAGUGAGACACAUGGCAACAAUCUCAGCACUUGUAAAUCUAAUGGUUUCAUCUAAUAAAUUGCUGAGAAAAGAAAUUACUUAAUUCAUUUAAUCACAAAAUGAAGUGUGAUAGGUAGCUCUCCUCAAUCACAGUACAUCCUCUGGGAUAGAAAAAAGCAACAAGUGAUAUAUUAGUUUAUAAUCCUUGAGUAAACAAACACAACCUUGAUUUUUGUGUUGAAAUAUGUUGUAUUAUUAAAGAUAGUUCUACACAGCAGCAACAGAAAACAGUGCUGUCGGGCUCAUGACAUUAAUGUCUCUUACAGUAAAAUAAAAUGCAAAGUAACUAAAGUAAGUAAAGCAUUAAAAUGUGUGAUCUAUGAUCAUGGCUAGGCAUAAAACAAUGAUAAUUACUGUGAUAUAAUUGUUUAUAAAAUAUAAUCAUUUCUCUUUGAGAUCAGCAAUUAGGGUUAUCACAAUUAGCGCAGGAUAAAAUAUUAAUUAAUUUGAUCAAUCGAGGUUUAAAUAAUUAAAAAUUUCUAAAUUGCAAAACUGAGAUGGAGAUGUCUUGCUUUACAAAAACUCAAUGCAUCUUGUAAUCUUUUAGUUGUGAACGUGUUUCUAUGGUUGUGUCUGGCAUAAAUUAUAGCAAAGAAGUUGUAUAUUCCAGUAAUUUUUUGUUGUCAGUUUGUGUAGCCAGAACAUAAUCUAUUAAAUUAGAAUUCAUCCAAAACACUGAAAAUAAUUAAUAAUAAUUAGAUAAUAAUAAUUAGAUUUUUUUUUUUUUUUUUUUUGUGGCCCAUGUCACCCAGCUCUGAUCUAUGUGGAAGAGGAUUAGAUCUAACAACACAACUUUAUAUCAUUUUUACUCAUGAUUGCUUUGACAUGAAACAAUUUCAUUUUUAUUGUUGUACCUAAAGAUUUUUUUUUUUUUUAAAUGUUCUGACUAUUAAACGGUUUAAAACCACA
This is a messenger RNA of Sphaeramia orbicularis (orbiculate cardinalfish), 3521 nucleotides long. RefSeq names its product zinc-binding protein A33-like. Gene Ontology annotation, molecular function: zinc ion binding; protein binding. Lineage: Eukaryota; Metazoa; Chordata; Actinopteri; Kurtiformes; Apogonidae. Bases 128 to 1687 code for a protein of 519 amino acids. The record is from RefSeq and is a predicted model, not a curated record. The transcript has 6 exons.